Olea europaea var. sylvestris is the source of this 960-nucleotide messenger RNA. RefSeq names its product transcription factor JUNGBRUNNEN 1-like. Gene Ontology annotation, biological process: regulation of DNA-templated transcription. Gene Ontology annotation, molecular function: DNA binding. The coding region runs from base 1 to 948 and encodes 315 amino acids. Lineage: Eukaryota; Viridiplantae; Streptophyta; Magnoliopsida; Lamiales; Oleaceae. The transcript has 3 exons. The record is from RefSeq and is a predicted model, not a curated record.
AUGGUAGAUAACUUAACGGCCGCCCGUGCUCAAUUAAAAUCUUGGAUUCGCCACUGGAAGUAUCAUAAAGGUGGUCGGCCAGACCGAACAACAGCUGAUGGCUACUGGAAAGCCACCGGAGGCGACAUCAUUGUCCGAAGCAAUGGCCAAGAAGUUGGACGGAAAAAGGUGCUCGUCUAUUAUGAAAGGAAAUCUGAUAAUAACAAUAAAGGAACGAAGACUAACUGGAUAAUGCAUGAGUUUACGAUUCAUCAGAUGAAGGACGUGGCAUGUUCUUCCAGAAAUGCAAUUCCAGAUGACAAGACGUUGGACAAGUGCAUAUGUAGAAUUUACUAUAGAACAUCAAAAUCGAGCGAAAACAUAGAGCAAGAGACACAAAGAAACAUGAUCCCAGUUCAAGAAACUCAUGUCCCUGGUGCAAAUUUGGCAGCAGCGUCGUCUUAUCAUUAUCAUAAUCAUGUACCGGCACUUGAUCAGUUGUCCUUGCAUGGUGCUUAUCUUCCCGACCAACAAGGAAGAAUUUAUGAUCAAUAUCAGUUGGUUCAUGAACCACUUACGUACAUGCAUGGCGAAGUUGCAAUUAAGAGUAAUAUUCUUCCAUCUCCUCAACCUCUUGCAAACAUUCCUGGUGAUCAAUGCAAUGUUACUCAACCUGAGACUGGUACGCAAAGCAAUGAUCAGUAUCGGCAUCGUGAUUAUGGUGAUGACUUGGAUUUCACCAUUCCAUAUUUUUCGCCUCUAUUUGGUUUUUUGUCGCCAUUGGAUGAUAAUAUAAUGGAUUCUCUUUUAGCCGAUUCGUCCAAUGCCCAAUUAGAGUCUUCGCCAAUUCCACCUGGUCAAUCAAUUACACAAACACAUUGCGUUGUGCGUGGCUUGGGGACAAAUAAUUUUGCAGCUUCCACUGAGGACUUUUAUUUACCUUCUCCUCCAAUAGAAUGGUGUGAGUAAAUUUGGUUGCGC